This is a messenger RNA of Saimiri boliviensis boliviensis (Bolivian squirrel monkey), 678 nucleotides long. The record is from RefSeq and is a predicted model, not a curated record. NCBI's taxonomy places the organism in Eukaryota, Metazoa, Chordata, Mammalia, Primates, Cebidae.
AUGAAAGUCUCACUGGCUUUUCCUAUAUCCACAUUUGUAUUUUUGGCAUUCUGGAUCCUUUUUCUCUACAAUCGAAAUCUUGUUUACCCCAAGGCCCUCGAUACUGUUUUCCCAAUGUGGCUGAAUCAUGCAAUGCACACUCUCAUAUUGCCCAUCACAUUGACUGAAGUCAUCCUCAGGCAGCACUCCUAUCCGUCAAAGAAGACAGGACUCACCUUGCUGGCUGCUGGCAGCUUUGCUUACGUCAGCAGGAUCCUAUGGAUCUACUUUGAGACGGGUACCUGGGUGUAUCCUCUGCUUGCCAAACUCAGCCCCGUGGGGCUAGCAGCUGUCUUCUCUCUCAGCUACAUCUUCAUCGCCAGCAUCUACCUACUCGGAGAGAAGCUCAACCACUGGAAAUGGGGUGACAUGAUGCAGCCACGGAAGAAGAGGAAGUGAUUGCACACCAUUUUCCAAGAACCAAGAAGGAAGAAAACACAAGAGAUUUUUCUCAUCUUUUUUUUUUUUUUUUUUUUUUUCUUCUGGUGGGGAGAGGUGGUGGAGAAACAUAGGAAGGUAGGAGUGACAGGGAGUGAUAAUUAAAUUUCAUACGAGGGUCGUGAAGGUAGCUUAACUUGAGAACUCUUGGUUUUAUGAAAAGUUGACUACACAUGCCAAAAACAACUCCUGUUGUCUCAG